AUGGCAGGCCAGCAGGAGCAACAGCAACAGCAGGAGUGGCGGCUCAUGGUGGGUCUCGACGGCAGCCCCCACGCCCAGAAGGCUUUCGAGCGCGCCCUCGCCCUCGCGGUCGCCAGCGGUAGCGGCAGGCCCGUGGUUCUGCACCUCCUCACCGUCAUCGAACCCGGCCGGUUCGUGGAGAGGGAGGCGCAGCACCUGCACGCGGCCACCAAGGCGGGCGCGGCGGCCGAGGCAUCGGAUGCUCACGUGGUGCACGAUGCCCACCACCUCCUCGCUCCCUUCGAAGAGCAGUGCCGCCAGGCCAACGUGAGGUACGUGAGCGUGGUGGCGGAGGGCCUGAGCGCGAAGCAGGAGAUCUGCCGGCAGGUGGAGGACUACCGCAUCGACCUGCUGCUGCUGGGCACCCGCGGCCUCGGCACCCUCACCAAGCUGCUGUUGGGCAGCGUGUCGGACCACUGCACGCAGCACGCCACAUCCGACGUCAUGGUCGUGAGGUAA
This is a messenger RNA of Acanthamoeba castellanii str. Neff, 498 nucleotides long. Its product is annotated as universal stress domain containing protein. The transcript is spliced from 4 exons. The coding region runs from base 1 to 498 and encodes 165 amino acids. Lineage: Eukaryota; Discosea; Longamoebia; Acanthamoebidae. The record is from RefSeq and is a predicted model, not a curated record.